Molecule: messenger RNA, 2577 nt
Organism: Rosa rugosa (rugosa rose)
Lineage: Eukaryota; Viridiplantae; Streptophyta; Magnoliopsida; Rosales; Rosaceae
Product: protein OCTOPUS
Exons: 1
Coding region: 255-2429 (724 amino acids)
Cellular component (GO): plasma membrane
Source: RefSeq, a predicted model, not a curated record
UCUCUCUCUCACUCUCUCGCACUCUAAACCAUUUUUCCUUCUCUCAUACAUUUCUUGUUCUCUGUCCGUUGGAAACAAACAGUACUACUCCUUCCAAUUUCCAUUGCUUCGCUUCUCCUUCUUCUUCUUCUUCUUCUUCACAGAAUCCACAGUCACUCUUUCACACUCUCACUCUUGCACUCCACUCAUUCUUACUCUCUUAACAUGAGCAGAGGCAGCAGAGUGGGAACCAAGGACAAAAGCCACCGCCGGUUAUGAAUCCCAGCACGGACCCACCACCACCACCAAACCCGCCGCAGCCCCACCGACCCUCUACCUCCUGCGACCGCCACCCCGAAGAGAAUUUCACCGGCUUCUGCCCCUCAUGCCUCUGCGAACGACUAGCCGUUUUGCACCCUUCAACCACCUCUGCUUCUUCCUCGUCCCGAAAACCACCGACUUCCUCGACCGCCGCCGCUGCCCUUAAGGCCAUUUUCAAGCCCCCCAUUGGCGGUGGCGGGGCCUCCAGCAAAGCCCGACCCACCACCUCCUUUUUUCCUGAGCUCCGCCGCACCAAGUCGUUCUCCGCCUCCAAAAACGAAGGAUUCUCCGGCGUUUUCGAGCCGCAGAGAAAGUCCUGCGACGUUCGCGGCCGGAAUACGCUCUGGUGUCUCUUCAAUCAGGAGAACCCCAACAAGAAAGAGCAACCCACUUGGGGAGCUGCCGGGCCUGAGACUGAAGUCGAAACCAGAAACUUAGCUGGGCCCUCUUCGAGCUUUCGAGGUCCGGUGUUCGAGUCCAAAGAGGAAGAAGAAGAAGACGAAGACGAAGACGAAGAGGAAGAGGAAGAGGAAGAGGAAGAACAGAACCAGAACCAGAACGACCGAGGAAUAGGGAGGAUUUCCGACGAACUCAAUGUGGGCAAUGUCAGUGAAAUCAGAGUUCCAGAAAUCGUAGAGGAGGAAGAAGAAGACGAAAUACAACAGCACCAACUCAACCAACAACAAUCAGAGCCACUACAAUUUCAAGAGGAAGACUUGAAGCCCAUGAAGGAUCACAUAGAUCUCGACGCUCAGACGAAGAAGAGAGACCUGAAAGAGAUCGCCGGAAGCUUCUGGUCUGCCGCUUCGGUGUUCAGCAAGAAACUGCAGAAGUGGCGGCAGAAGCAGAAGCUCAAGAAGCGGCGAAACGGCGGCGGAUCGGCCACAUUGCCUGUGGAGAAGCCCAUUGGGCGACAGUUCAGAGAAACCCAGUCGGAGAUCGCUGAUUACGGCUUCGGUCGGCGCUCAUGCGACACCGAUCCCCGGUUUUCGCUUGAUGCGGGUCGGAUGUCACUCGACGCGGGUCGGAUGUCUUUCGACGACCCGAGAUACUCUUUCGACGAGCCUCGCGCUUCGUGGGACGGGUACCUAAUUGGAAGGACUUUUCCGAGAAUGCCCACCAUGCUCUCGGUGGUGGAGGAUGCUCCGGUGGUUGUUUCGAGAAUCGAUGCUCAAAUUCCGGUGGAGGAGCCGAUGAAUGCUAUUAACGAAGAGGACCCGGUUCCUGGCGGGUCGGUCCAGACCCAGAACUACUAUUCGGACUCUUCUUCCAGGCGGCGCAAGAGUCUGGACCGGUCCAACUCCAUCAGGAAGACGGCGGCGGCGGUGGUGGCUGAGAUUGACGAAAUGAAGUCGGUUUCGAAUUCCAAAGUGUCGCCCACUACUGCUGACUACUUCCAUGGGCCGAAGCUGGUGGCUCCUGAUCGAGAGUCGAGAGAUUCUAACUCGAACUCUCUCCGCGAUGACUGCUCGGAGACCUUUGAGAUGGCGUUUCGCGGCGGCGAUCCUGUGCUGCGCGGCGGUGAUUCGGUGUCUCGCGGUGGGGAUUCGGCGGCGUCGGUUGUGGGGAAUGGGGAGAGGAAAGAUUGUAAGCAGAAGUCUAGAAGGUGGAGCAAGGCCUGGAACAUUUGGAGUUUCAUACACAGGAGGAGUGGGAACAAGGAGGAUGAUGAAGAUAGGUAUAGUAGUAGGCCUAAUGGGGUAGAGAGGUCGUUUUCGGAGUCUUGGCCGGAGCUGAGAGGCGGCGGGGAGCGAAAUGGGGAAGCAAAGGGUUUCAACCCAAAGAUUACGAGGAGCAACAGCAGUGCUAGUUGGAGAAACUCACAUAGCUUUGGAGGUGGGGCUUUUGGGAGUAUGAGGAAGAAUGGUGCUGUUGUUGAGCCACAUGUGAAUGGAAAUGGCAAUGCAAAUGGGAAUGUGAAUGGGAAUGGGAAUGGAAGGAAGAAGAAGGAAGAGUUUGUGCUGGAGAGGAAUCGGAGCGCAAGGUAUUCACCGAAUCACAUUGACAAUGGACUCUUGCGGUUCUACUUGACGCCGAUGAGGAACAGCUGGAGGAGUGGAGGAGGAGCUGGGAAGAGCAGGUCGAAUCAGGCACAUUCCAUCGCCAGAAGUGUACUCCGAUUGUACUGAAAGCAAAAUUGAGGGUUGGGUUCAUAAGGGGUGUUUGUUCUUUGGUUUAGUUUAAUCUUGGUUAAUUUCGCUGCAUUUUGUUGUGUAAAACCACACAAGCCUAAAUGCACUCUUGUUGGUUGGUUGGGGAUAAGAAAAAAAAAGAAAG